AUGUCGCAGUACAUCGGUAAGACCAUCUCUUUAGUCUCUGUGACUGACAACAGAUAUGUGGGGCUGUUAGAAAAUAUCGACUCUGAAAAGGGUACGGUGACUUUGAAGGAGGUCCGCUGUUUUGGCACAGAAGGUCGGAAGAACUGGGGUCCUGAAGAAAUCUAUCCAAACCCUACUGUAUACAAUUCAGUGAAAUUCAAUGGUAGUGAAGUCAAGGAUUUAAGUAUUUUGGACGCCAAUAUCAAUGACAUUCAACCUGUUGUUCCUCAGAUGGUGCCACCCACGUCGCAGUUAUCCUCUUCACAACAAGCUCAAUCGCCACAAGAAGCGCAAGCGUCCCCUCAGGCCCAAAAGCCCGUGACUAAUGUGCCUGCUGCGGUGGCUGGAUAUGGUGUCUAUACCCCGACUUCCACAGAAAGCACUGCUGUCAACAAGAAUGAUAACGCCAUUCCACGAGAUGUCAACAAAAACUCACAAAGUAGGGAUGAACGUAAAGAUGGCGGGAAUGAGCAAAAAUAUCAAAGAAACAAGAACAGAUCAACCAACCGCCCUCCACAACUGAAUCGUAACUUCAAGGUCGAAAUUCCAAAUGAAGAUUUUGAUUUCCAGUCAAAUAACGCAAAGUUUACUAAAGAAGACUCUAAUGACCUAGAAAGAGAACAAGUACUCGAAUCCGCUGCUCACAGACAGGAUGAAUCCGAUGAAGCAUGUUAUAACAAAACAUCAUCAUUUUUCGACACUAUUUCAACUUCUACUGAAACCAACACCAACAUGAGAUGGCAAGAAGAAAAAGUGCUGAAUGUUGAUACUUUCGGACAAGCUUCUGCCAGGCCAAGGUUUCACUCUAGAGGCCGUGGCCGUGGCCGUGGCAAUUUCAGGGGUAACAGAGGAAGAGGCGGCCAACGUGGAAACUACCAAAACAGAAAUAGUUACCAAAAUACCAGAGGUGGUUUUCAGAAUCAAAAUGAUUCACACGGUAGAUCAUCCAACCAAUUCUCUCAACCUUCUUCCAACGUCGAAUUCUAG
Saccharomyces kudriavzevii IFO 1802 is the source of this 1026-nucleotide messenger RNA. It is a transcript of the gene SCD6, whose product is annotated as Scd6p. Lineage: Eukaryota; Fungi; Ascomycota; Saccharomycetes; Saccharomycetales; Saccharomycetaceae. Gene Ontology annotation, biological process: cytoplasmic stress granule assembly; P-body assembly. Gene Ontology annotation, molecular function: mRNA binding. The transcript has a single exon. Bases 1 to 1026 code for a protein of 341 amino acids. The record is from RefSeq and is a predicted model, not a curated record. Gene Ontology annotation, cellular component: P-body.